Molecule: messenger RNA, 665 nt
Organism: Mollisia scopiformis
Lineage: Eukaryota; Fungi; Ascomycota; Leotiomycetes; Helotiales; Mollisiaceae
Exons: 3
Coding region: 87-572 (161 amino acids)
Biological process (GO): translation
Cellular component (GO): ribosome; cytosolic small ribosomal subunit
Molecular function (GO): structural constituent of ribosome
Source: RefSeq, a predicted model, not a curated record
CGAAAAAAUCCACAAACACUUCUCGACCUCAAAUUCGAACGAACUUCGACUCCACGAUCGCGACUUCGACCAACCCGACCGCAAUCAUGGCCACCGAACUUACCGUGCAAUCGGAGCGUGCGUUCCAGAAGCAACCUCACAUCUUCUUGAACUCGAAGUCCAAGGCGAAGUCCAGGGCUGUUGGCAAGGGAGGACGAAGAUGGUACAAGGACGUUGGAUUGGGAUUUCGAACACCAAAGACUGCGAUUGAAGGUCACUAUAUCGACAAGAAAUGCCCUUUCACCGGUCUCGUCUCCAUCCGUGGCCGUAUCUUGACUGGCACUGUCGUUUCCACUAAGAUGCACCGAACUCUUAUUAUCCGCCGAGAAUACCUUCACUUCAUUCCCAAGUACGCCCGUUAUGAGAAGAGACACAAGAACCUCGCUGCGCACGUCUCGCCAGCUUUCCGUGUUGAGGAUGGUGAUCAGGUUACCGUUGGACAAUGCAGACCUUUGAGCAAGACUGUCCGAUUCAAUGUUCUCCGCGUGCUCCCCAGAACUGGCAAGGCUGUCAAGCAGUUCAGCAAAUUCUAAACGGUUUCUUUGGGCUUUCGAUACGGCUGCAUGGGAUUUGUUGGUUGCGCAUCAGAGCAAAGGGUUGUGAUGAUAUGGUCUCUGCGAUGGCUG